GGCUGAUGAUUGCCGCCAAAUCAGAUUUGAGAAAAGAAGUCGUUUAAUAUGAAGCUUUUGUGUUUUAACUUUAUUAGACGGCUCUAAAAGAAAACAUUUCAUGCUAAAAAUACACAGAUUACUCUUUUGGUCUCAUCGUGAGGGUGCCAUGUGCGGAAACAUUCAGAGAAAGUGGGACAUAGCAACGAGUUAGCGGGGUUUCGUCGUGAUCAUUACAGCUGAUAAUUUUUGACCGUGGUAUGCCAGUUUCCUCGGCCAUGGACGGACCUCCCUCGUUUUCCGUUGCUGAGGAUGGAGACGGAAGACAUUUCAGCGAGAUCUAUGCUCGUCAGUUGAUCUCCAAGAUAAGCAGAGAGGAGCUUGAAGACAAAUAUUUGAGGCUUCAGGAGGACAAUCAGGAGUUAAAGAAAUAUGCAAGGAAGCAGGAGGAGAAGAUCAAAAAGAUGGCAACUAAGCUGUUGCGAUUGGUGCAUGACAAGAAAAGGGAAGCCACAGAUGGAGUGUCUGCUGUAAACAAUGUGGAUACAAGAGAGAAAAUGGCAGAUCUGGAAGCUAAAAUUGUAGAUUUAGAAAAGCAGAAUGUUGGAUUGAAAAAUAAGCUUACAGUUGCCAAGCAACAACUACAGACCCAAGGGAAGCGUGCCACACCUUAUGAUCAUGUGAAACCUCGUGUCCAAACAGGUAUUCAUGCCAGAACACCAUCAGGAAACCGACUGAAGAAAGAUUUAAGAGUUCAAGGCCAUGAUAUGAAACCUGGAUCAAGAGUACCACCUCCAAUGCUACCUCAACCAAGGUAUGGACACAGUCUUCUUGAAGAAGCAAGACUGGAAAAAAGGGAACUAGAGGAGCUUAUUGCCCAACUUCAAGAUCAAAUUCAGUUACUUGAUGAAGAUGGAGCCCAGUUAAGGGAACAGUUGAGGCAAACCAAACUGCGCCAUGAAGAUGAAAUAAUGCAAUUGAAAGAACAGGUUUCAGAUGCCCAAAGGUCAAAUAUUCAAGAGAAUGUUGACUUGAUAAAACUUCAGAGGGAGAUGAAGGAAAAAGCAACAAAGUUUGAAGCUCUGCAGGCCAAGUACUUAAAUCUAGAAGAGAAUCUUGCCAAAGUAAAAGCAAGCCACACUCAGGUUCUUGAAGAUAUGGAAAAACUAAAUGAAGAACUUAAAAAGGAACAAACAAAGAAUUUUGCUUUAAAGAAUGACCUCAAGACUGGAGGAAUAGCAUCAAAGUCAUUGUCAGAGCAACUUCAGAUGAUUGGAGAUCUAAAAGCAGAGAAUGCUAUCUUGAAGGAAGCAAAUGAAAACCUGGUCACCAGUGCUUUUGAUGCCGAACGCGAAAGACAGCACAGAGCAAAAUACAGGCAAAUGGAGGUGGAGAUGGAGCAGUUAAGAGCUACUUUGCAUUCAGAUUUACAGGAGAAAAAUGAUAUUCUUGACAAAUUAACCAGUGAGAGAGAGUCUGCUGAAAAAUUAAAUGCGGAGCUACGUGAACUGAGGGUACAACAUUAUACAUUAAAAGAACAGUAUGAUGACUUGAAGGAAAAGAUGAAGUUCUUUACCAAGGAAAGUGCGGUGGAUUUUCAGGAAAUCGAAGAAGCUCUCGUGCUGAUUAAACACAGGAAAGAGAAAGGAAGCCAGGACUUAGAUUUCUUGGAAAAAGUUGAUGACGAAAAGAGCAAAGAUAUGAAACGACAAGUACAAGAAUUACAAGCUGCACAUGCGGACACAAUCAAUGAGCUCGAGAAAACAAGAAAUAUGUUGAUUAUUCAGCACAAAAUUAAUAAAGAUUAUCAAACAGAGGUGGAGCGGGUAACCAAGAAGAUGACUGAAGAUAAGAAAGAGUACGACCUUAAGAUGCAAGAGUACGCUCAGUUACUGGACAUUCGGGCCGAUAGAAUCCGAAAACUUGAAAGUCAGAUGCGUGACGUAGCAUACGGAACCAAGCAGUACAAAGCUGCUCCUUUAGAGCAGGACUCCGAGUUCGAAGAAAUGGAUAGCACGGUAGAACUGGAGCGAGGUCAAAACAUCUUCGAAAUUCACAUUGAUAAGGUUAUAUUGUCUCAGGAAGCCAUGAAAGAGUUUGAAGAUGAUGAACCGGUGACGUUUGUGACGUAUGAGUUUUUUGAACAUGAGCUUCAGACGACGCCCGUUGUUAAGGGGACCAGACCCGAAUUCAAUUUUACCUCACAGUAUCUUGUGAGAGUCGAUGAUUUCUUUCUUCAUUUCUUACAAAAGGAAUCCACGUUGAUAGAAAUCCAUCGAGCAUUUGGAACGGACUACAAGACUGUGGCAGCUUGUCAGCUGAAGUUUAGAGACCUUCUUGAAAAACCUCACGGCAGAGUUCACGGCACUGCCACGCUAAUUGGCACUAGGCCCCCAUGCCAAGGCAUCGAGUUCGCGACCUUGGAAUACUGGGUCAGACUAAGAGUUCCCAUGGACCAAGCAAUCAGAUUGUAUAGAGAGCGUACCAAAGCACUUGGUUAUAUGAACUCUGGAGCAUAUAAAGCCCUUGAAGACGCCGGUCACGUGCCAGACAAACCGCCCUCGGACGUCAAUGAGCUCGACAUUCAUGUCGUCAGAUGCAAUGCAGUUCAGCCGAGGAGACCAGGAAUACAGCCCUGUCCGUACGCAGUGUACCGUUUCUUUGACUUUGCUGAUCAUGACACAGAUAUUGUGCAGAGCACCAACACGCCUGAGUUUAAUGAUGUCAAGACAUUUCCUGUCCCCAUGACAACUGAGCUUGACACUUACCUCAGAGCUGCGGCGCUGGAGAUCUAUGUAUUUGAUGACGCAGAUCCCGAACCUACGGUGUACUUGGGACUGGCUAAAGUACCAUUGAUAACAUUAGCUAACGACAAACCAGUCAAGGGAACGUUUGAACUUAGGAAACCCUCGGGAGGUGUAAACGGAACAAUUGAUGUUUACCUGAAAUGGAGAUAUACGUAUCUUCCGGCCAGUGCUAAGCCCCGCGCGGCACCUCAGCGUGUGAUGCGUAUACCUGAUGAUAACGAGCCGUUCAGCUCUGACAGUGAAACUGCAUUUAAACCUGUCGUCAAAUCACCUAAAAAGAGAGGAAAACCUCUGACAGUGAACCUGCAUUCUGACAGUGAACCUGAAUUCAAACCUGCCGUCAAAUCACCUAACAAAAGAGAAAAACCUCCAUCUCCGGUUGACUCGUCCACCCCUAAACAGGAACAACGUGAGGAAAAAGUGGCCAGACGAGAGUCGGCUCAGCUGCAACGAAAGCCGUCGGAUCAAAAAGAGAAAAGUGAAGCUAGAGUAGAAAAGGAGAUAAAAGAAAAGCUACUUGAGUCCAUGUCAGUUGAUGAGUUAGUUGAGGCGACGGCACAGAAACCUCAGCCUGCCCCGCGCACGCGCAAAGUGGAGCCUGAGAAACCCGUGGAGGAGAUGUCUAUUGAUGAGAUGGCUAAGGUGGUCGAAGAAACGAGAGAGGAGCCUGGGAACAAUGUGAAAUCUACGGGAGAAAUCAGUGAGACCUCUGAAGAUGAACAGAAUGAUAAAGCUCUUGUAGCAGAGGAAAUGAGGCGAACAACUGAAGCAGAAGCUAGCGAGGACACCAUGUUUGAGGAGCGGCAUUCUGAAUCCGAUUUCGAUUCGACACUUGGUGAGGAGGUGGACAUACCCCUUCCUGCGGCGGAGUCCGGGGAAGAGCUGGACGAGGAAGGAGAGGAAAAUGAGGAGGAGAUUGAUGAGGAAGUUGAGGAGGAUGAGGAGCAGGAUGAGGAAGAUGUAGGCCAGGAGGAAAGUAAGGAGAAACAGGAGAAGGAAGAUGAUGCUGUGGAGAGUGGAACUGAAACAAGUGAAAAUGAAGUGGUGGUCUCUCCGAGGCAUUCUCGAGCAAAAUCUGUGGUCAAUCCUACUUCUACCGUUGUUAUUCAAGUUACCAGUCUUACCCUAGACUCAGAGGCACCGAUCUUACAAGACCCGAACGUCAAACAACUCUUUGUAGCUUACAAGUUCCUGGACUACGAACCCGCUGAUCUGGAAACGCCAAUUUCAUUACCAAAGCCCGCACCGUACAGACCGAUAUACUAUAACUUCAAGAAAGUUUUUUAUGUGGAUGAAGAAAAAAAUGAGGGAAAGAGAAAUUACUUGAUCUACAUGCUGUCCAACGAUCCUAAACUCGUGUUCACUGUGGUUAGUGACCCACCUGACGAUGAUGACGAAGGGGACUGUGUUGACGUAGCUUAUGCGUCCGUGGAUUUUCAGGAGAUUUUAUAUGAAGGGGAUGUCAUUGACAAGGAUUUAGCUCUUUAUGACACUGAAAGUCAUUCCGAGAUCGGAACACUCACUGUCUCUGUGGAAGCAACAGAAGCUCUACGAGACUUGUACAAGGAUCAGUGAAUCCUCGAAAGAAUCUCCAUAAAUUCUUAACCAGGAACUUUCCGCCAAGGAUGAAAAUUUUGCAUUAAUUUUAUUUUACAAGCUAGCGAUUUUUAUUGUAUUGGAGGAAAAAAAAAUUGUGGUUCUAGAUAUCUUGAAUUUCUACAAGGAGCUAAUAAUUUUUUGCAAUUUUUGUUCAAUAAGUAGAAGAUAAACAAGGCGAAAAUCGUAAUAACUUUUUUUCUAGCUUUUCGAGUUAUGCGAGGGAUAAUUGCACGGUGGAUGACUCUUGGAGGUAUAUCUGGAGCAAGUCUGAAUACCAAGAACACGAAUUCACACUCGACCCGCCUGCCGAGUCUCUUAACUGUAGGAAUGUGAUUUUUGCGACGAUUCACUGCGUGUGAUUUUUUUUUCCAGUAGAAACUUAUUUUUGCUGAUGGAGGCUGUUCGAAAAUAAAAACCCGCAAGAUUAUAUUCUCUACAGUAAACACAAAACUAUCCAUACAUGUUCACGCUAGAUAACGAACAGAAGUUGAGAUUCUUGGGAAAAUUACAGCAGAGACUGGAAUAUUUUUAUUAAAAGGGUGUAUUUAGUGUCGCAUUUUGUAAGUCUUAAAAAUUGUACUCUUGUAAUUAGAUUUAAAUAGGCUGUUGAAGUUAUUUAUUGAAAGUCUCAUUUUAAAAAGAGAAUAAAGCGUGUCUUAAAAAUUU
Pocillopora verrucosa is the source of this 5051-nucleotide messenger RNA. Its product is annotated as protein fantom. Gene Ontology annotation, cellular component: ciliary transition zone. Gene Ontology annotation, biological process: non-motile cilium assembly. Lineage: Eukaryota; Metazoa; Cnidaria; Anthozoa; Scleractinia; Pocilloporidae. The record is from RefSeq and is a predicted model, not a curated record.